Thermothelomyces thermophilus ATCC 42464 is the source of this 4973-nucleotide messenger RNA. RefSeq lists its product as uncharacterized. The record is from RefSeq and is a predicted model, not a curated record. Gene Ontology annotation, molecular function: ATP binding; RNA binding. Bases 162 to 4634 code for a protein of 1490 amino acids. The transcript has 4 exons. NCBI's taxonomy places the organism in Eukaryota, Fungi, Ascomycota, Sordariomycetes, Sordariales, Chaetomiaceae. Gene Ontology annotation, cellular component: intracellular anatomical structure.
CAAUUCUGGAGCUUGCCCCAAGUGGUAAAAAUUUCACGGCUGCCCUGCUUCAGGCCUGACGUAUUGUCAGAGGGAACCUCAUCGUUGGCGGCACGGCCGCCAUCCUCCGCCUGGGAACUCUCCGUUUGCAUCUCACUGUAUCGGGGCCGCGUUGCACCGCCAUGGCUGGCAAGAAGAAGACGAAGAAACCGGCUGCGAACCCUGCGCGCGGGUUUGCGACCACGUCUAUCGCGUCCAAAGCUCGAGUCGACCCCGCUGAAGCUUCGGGCGAUAGCACCCCGGCCAGCAAGGCGAACAAGGCCGCCCCGCCGACAAAUGAUGCCCCGCCAACCGCACCCAGAAACACCAGCACCGAGACCGGGGGGAAGGCACAGGAGAAGCAGCUGAGCCCCGAAGAGUUUGAGCGGCAGUUGGAGGAGUCGGAAUUGCAGCUUCUUGUGGAUAAGUACGCACAGAAAGUGCGGAAAGAUGCGCAGCGGCAGAAGACGCGCCUCGAGACAGACCGUCGACUGCUCCGUGGCUCUGCGGAGCCGAUCAGCGCGAAGAAAUGGCUGCCGCAGGAGCUCAUGGAUCACAUCCUGGACCUUAUUCAAGCAGAGGGUCGGUUUGCAGCCUCGAGUGUCUCAUCUGAGGGCGCAGCUAGUAGACUACCGCCUGAAGAGGACUUGAUCAUCCGACUUUGGACCCUACAGGAGACGUUGCAGAUCUUGGGCUUCCCAGAGCAGAGGAUACAGCCGGCGCUUCAGUUCGUCUUGGAUAUUGCGCCCAACAUCCCUUACAAUUCCAGGAGCGAAUCCAUCUGGGGGUUAGAAGAGGUGCUGGACUGGUUUGCGAGAGAAUGCUCCAAGGAGGAGCUUCCGGACUACUCUGGGCGUAAGACAGGUGCCAAGUCGCAAGCAGAUACUCCAGUAGACUCACCCUCGAGGCCAGGAACGCCUUUUGAGAUCGAUCCCCGGCCUGGGAAGAAGGGGAAAAACGGCGCAGCCAACCGGUCUCGCCAGCCUUCUCCGAAACACCGGACAGUAACAUAUGACGAAGAUAUUGAGCCCGACCAAUUGCUCCCGUUCUAUCUCGAAGCUAAGACGCAGCUAUUUGCCAUCCAGCGGCCCAGGCAAGACGCAGCCAAGCGCAAGGGAACGAAGGACAAGCCAGAUAGCCAGACCGAUCCGGAAGAGGCGCUGCUGCUGGCGAAGAUAGAUCGUGUGGAGAGGGACGUUUUGUUCGACAAGCGCGUGGCCGAGGAGCAAUGGAGAAACAAAAAGAUCGCGCUGGAGAAGGAGUAUGCGGCCGCCAAAGCUGAGCAGAAGAAGAAGGAGACACCCGAAGAGGAACCAGCACCAGAUGAUUCGAACGAUGUCAAUGCGGAAGCCGAGCGAAUUGCGGCUGAGAUACUGGCUGAGGAGUCUGACGAUCAGGCGCUCUCCGACUUGUUCGCGACCCUCCCAGUUAGCGAGGUUGAUCCUGUGACAGGGAAGGCAAGCACUGUGAUGAAUGGGGCAGACGGGUCGAAGAUCACCAUCCGGGACUUUGGGAAAUGGACCGGCGUGACCCCGAUGCGGGCUCUAGAAGAAGCCUGCCGAGCAAGGGACUCGUCCGUGAGGAUCUCGUAUCAUCUUCUGUCCGACGUUGCUUUUGCGAACCGGCAUGCUGUCAACGUUGUUUGGUCAAAACCGCAAGAGAUCCCUCCUGACCCCGAGAUUCCAGAGCUUGAAGUCUUUACAACUCCUACCCAAUUCGUGUAUAAGAUGAUAUCGGUCGCCACUCCUGACAAAAAACAGUCAGAGGCUUUCAUCGCGACAGCCGCUCUCUUCUGCAUUUUCGGGUCUUCGUCAAAGGAGGAGAAGGUUGCGCUGCGGCUGCCGGCUACUUGGAAGGACUUGUGGUCCGAGUACGCGGAGGCAAAUAAGAGCAGAGCAGACGAAGCGGACCGCAACCUGGUCAGGCACAUUCGAGACCUUGUGCGCAAGAGGGUAGAGCAGGAGCUGGAAGACGGUGUGCUCAUUCAGGGAUUCAAGGGUCGCGGGCAGUCCAGGAAUCAGGCAGACUCGGACCACUCUGACCAGGAACGGUUGAAGCGGCAGCCGAAUGAUGCCGAGUACUAUCGGAACGUCUGGCUUCAGAAGAGCAGCUCACCCAAGUUCCAGCAGAUGCUGGCGUCGAGGAUGGAGCUGCCCAUGUGGCAGUUCCGCCAACAGGUCGUCGACAUGGUCGAGAGGGAACAGGUGGUCAUCAUCUGCGGCGAGACUGGCUGCGGCAAGAGUACCCAAGUGCCCUCAUUCCUGCUGGAACACCAGCUGCUUCAGGGCAGGCCGUGCAAGAUCUACUGCACGGAACCGCGGCGUAUUUCUGCCAUCUCCUUGGCACGCCGUGUCAGCGAGGAGCUCGGCGAGGGCAAGGGCGAUCUCGGUACUAACCGGUCGCUUGUUGGUUAUUCGAUCCGGCUCGAGUCGAACACGGCGAGGGAAACCCGCCUUGUUUACGCUACGACCGGUAUCGUCAUGCGCAUGUUGGAGGGAUCCAACGACCUGCAGGACAUUACGCAUUUGGUGCUCGACGAGGUGCAUGAGCGCUCCAUCGACAGCGACUUUCUCCUCAUCGUGCUGAAGAAGUUGCUGUUGCGGAGGAAAGACCUGAAAGUGGUGCUCAUGUCCGCUACGGUGGAUGCCGAGCGGUUCUCCAAGUAUCUUGGCGGCGCUCCUGUCUUAACGGUCCCGGGGCGGACGUUCCCCGUCCGCGUUCAGUUCCUCGAGGACGCAGUUGAACUGACCGGGUACACCGUGGACCAGCGGAGCCAGGAGAAGCUAACAGAGCUGGACGACGACGUGGAGCCAGAAGUUGACACCUCGUCCAAGCCCGAGCUGCUCAGAGGGCUGAAGUCAUACUCCUCCCGCACCCGAAAUACGCUUGCUCAGAUGGAUGAGUAUCGGAUCGAGUACGAUUUGAUCGUCCAACUGAUCUCGAGGAUUGCCGUUGACCCAGAAUAUGCUCCGUACAGCAAGGCAAUCCUGGUUUUCCUGCCCGGUAUUGCCGAGAUUCGCACGCUCAACGACAUGCUCUUGGGAGAUCGGGCAUUUGCCAGCAACUGGCUCGUGUAUCCGAUGCAUUCCUCCAUCGCCAGCGAGGAACAGGAGGCGGCCUUCCUUGUCCCGCCGCCGGGGAUGCGCAAGAUCGUGCUGGCUACCAACAUUGCCGAGACCGGUAUCACCAUUCCGGACGUGACUUGCGUCAUCGACACGGGCAAGCAUCGAGAGAUGCAUUUCGACGAGCGGCGCCAGCUGUCGAGGCUUGUUGAUUCGUUCAUCUCGCGCGCCAACGCGAAGCAGCGUCGUGGCCGUGCCGGCCGUGUCCAGGAAGGUCUCUGUUUCCAUCUGUUCACGAAGUACCGGCAUGACCGCCUGAUGAACGACCAGCAGACGCCCGAGAUGCUACGUCUGUCGCUGCAAGAUCUCGCCAUCCGUGUCAAGAUCUGCAAGAUGGGGGGCAUCGAGGAGACGUUGAGCCAGGCACUCGACCCACCGUCGGCCAAGAACAUCCGCCGGGCCAUCGAUGCCCUGGUUGAUGUUCGCGCCUUGACGCCCACGACCGAGGAGCUCACGCCACUUGGUUUGCAGCUUGCACGCCUACCGCUCGACGUCUUCCUCGGCAAGCUCAUACUGCUUGGCGCCGUGUUCAAGUGCCUCGAUAUGGCCAUCACAGUGGCCGCUAUCCUAUCUUCCAAGAGCCCAUUUGUGGCCCCAUUUGGCCAAAGAAAUCAGGCCGACAGCAUCCGGCGCGGCUUUCGCAAGGGCGACUCGGACCUCCUGACGGUAUAUAACGCCUACACGGCGUGGAAGCGCGUCUGCCAGGCUGCGACGUCUGGCGGCGCCGAGUUCCAGUUCUGUCGCAAAAACUUCCUCUCUCCUCAAACUCUGGCCAACAUCGAAGACCUUAAGGGUCAGCUGCUCGUCGCCGUGGCCGACUCUGGAUUUUUGCAGCUCACGGAUGCCGAGCGUCAGGCCCUCAACAAGCUGCGCUUCAGCGGCCGACGUAGGCACCAAGCGUUCUUUGACAUUCCGAAGCGGGUCGACAGCAACAGCGAUAACGAGGUUGUGGCCCAGUCCGUCAUCGCAUGGAGCUUCUACCCGAAACUGCUCGUUCGCGACCCGGGCAGCAAGGGGCUGCGCAACAUUGGCAACAACCAGUCCAUCAGCCUGCACCCAAGCAGCGUCAACAAGGGCUACAAUGAACUGCGCUGGCUGAGCUACUACAACAUCAUGCAGUCCAAAUCAUUCUACAAUGCCCACGAAACGACGGCAACCGACCCGUUUGCCAUCGCCCUCCUCUGCGGCGAUGUCCGGGCGGACAUGUACGCCGGAGUCUUCGUGCUGGACGGCAACCGCGCCCGCUUCUCGGUGCCGGACUGGAAGACGAUGCUCGUCAUCAAGGUGCUCCGGGCGCGGCUGAGGGAGAUGCUCACGCGGUGCUUCAAGAGUCCCGGCAGGCUGAUCACGGCGCAGCACGAGAGAUGGCUGGAUGUCUGGCAGCGCGUGUUUGCGCUCGCGCAGGAGACGAGAGAGAGAGCGGCGGCGGCGGCGGCUGGGGCGGGAGGAUCAGGAAACAAUGGCGUGGUGUUGGUUGGGGCAGGGGAGCGUUAGGGACGCUUUCGGCUUCAGAACUUGUAAAUGGCGAGGGCCGGUUUGUUGUGCUUGUGGUUGUGGCUGGGAUCAUGGCCGAGCGAGGUGUCGGGAUGUGUGGUCUUGUUCUUGGCUGGCGCUUACACUUGGCACGGACAGCGAGCGGGUUGACCGUGGCCCUGGGGGGACGAGAUGGGAGAGUAGCUGGAAAGUAUGCACGGAUAGGCCAGGCAUGUGAAAUCAUUUGUCGGGGCUCAUCUAGAGGUAGCCUCUAAAAAUACAUACAUACAAGGGCAAGUCAUGGACAAACGCGAGUAGACCCUGACUGCAUUUUAUCUCAUGGAAGUGUUGUUAAUUAUA